Molecule: messenger RNA, 2238 nt
Organism: Juglans microcarpa x Juglans regia
Lineage: Eukaryota; Viridiplantae; Streptophyta; Magnoliopsida; Fagales; Juglandaceae
Product: bZIP transcription factor 29-like
Exons: 4
Coding region: 406-2055 (549 amino acids)
Biological process (GO): regulation of DNA-templated transcription
Cellular component (GO): nucleus
Molecular function (GO): DNA-binding transcription factor activity
Source: RefSeq, a predicted model, not a curated record
UAAUCUCUACUGUGGAUCAUUUUGGCCGAUAAAACCUAUCGCGGACUUCAAUAGCAGUCGGUCAUGCUUUUACUUUGGGUUUCAUUUGCGGUGUGCGGACACCAAAGAGGUAGGGUCUAUCGUCUAUAACUAUUAACCGUGUCUGUGCGUUUGGUCGUGCAGUCAGUUCUUUUUUUCUUCGUCUGUCUCUGCUCAUUUGGGUAUCAGUAACUUUGUAGAGUUUGUUAUUGGUGUGGGGUUUGGAGGUUUUGAUUGAUUACUAUGUAAAGUAGUAAAGUGGUUUUAGGGUUUUGUAUCUUUGUUAAAGGGUUUAGUAUAAUAGUGGGAGAUGGGGUUGCGCUGAUGAAAGUUGAACUAGCGGGGCAUCAAUCUGCUUUUAGAGUGAAAUCACAGAACUAAUCGGAUAUGCAAAAUUUCAAUGCGUCUCAGAUGGGGUUUCCUGUUCGUCAACUACCGGAAAAUUUGAGUCCUGGAGGCAGUGAGAAUGGUAACAAGAGACCUGGUAUACCACCCUCACACCCGAUUAACCCUGCUUCUCUGCUUCAAUACUCGCAGUUUGUCGGGUCCUCGCCGGCUUCUGGGGAAUGGAGUUCCCAGAAUUUGAGCCCAGGGAUUUCCCAUUCUAGGUCUUUGUCUCAACCUACGUUUUUUGCGCUUGAUAGCUUGUUGCCCCCUUUGAGCCCUUUGCCUUAUUCUGAACCUUCGAUGAGCUCGCUCUCUGACCCAAUUUCCAUGGAUGUGUCUAUGGAAGAAAGUGCUGUUAAUUCUCAUGCCUUAUCACUUCCUUCGCCUAUAAACGGAGGUAAUGCAUUUCGGGUUGGUGAGGGCCUUCCUCCUCGCAGAGGACACCGGCGCUCCAAUAGUGAUGGUAUUCCAUUAGGAUUCUCAACCAUGAUUCAAUCUUCACCUCAGUUGACUCCCAUUGGGAGUUGGGGAGUUUUGGAUCAGUCUAUUUCUGGAAGCGAGAAUUCAGGGGUGGACAAGCCAAUCCAGUUGGUGUUGAAGGGGGAAUUGAAGAGGGAUAGGGCUGGCAAUAACAUUGCCAAUGGGGCAGAUGAGGGAAUAUCUGAGGGAGUAGUUCUGGAUGACUUGUUUAAUGAAUUUAUGAAUUUGGAAAACAUUGAUAACAUGAACUCAUAUGGUACGGAGGAAAAGGAUAGGGAUGGUAGAGCCAAUGGCUCGAAGAUGAAGGGAUGUGAUGGCAGCGAUAAUGAAGUGGAAAGUCGCAAGAAUGACUGUCUAAACUGUGUGCAGGGGUCAAGCUCAAGUUUUACUAAUGAGAAGAGAGAAGGAAAGAGAAUUGCUAGUGGAGACACGAAGCCUACUGUCCGACACUCGAGAAGUGUUUCAAUGGAUAGUUAUAUGGGAAAUUUGCAUUUUGAUGACGAAUCACCAAAGCUCCCACCUAUAGGAACUCAAGUGGGUCAACAAUCACCUAGCAAUGCACCAGAGGGGAGCUCAACUAAGUUUUGCAUGGGGUUUGGAAAUGGUCAUUUUAAUGAGGUUGAGCUGGAAAAGAUCAGGGAAAAUGCGAAACUGGCUGAGAUUGCACUAUCAGACCCCAAACGAGCCAAGAGGGUUUUGGCUAAUCGUAUGUCAGCUGCUCGUUCCAAGGAUCGGAAGACGCGAUACACCACAGACAUAGAACACAAGGCACAAAUUCUACAGACAGAGAACACCACCUUGUCAAACGAGGUUACAAAGUUACAGAGAGAGUCUACAGAACUUAAGAGUGAGAAUAAUGAGUUGAGAUUCCGCCUUCAGGCCAUGGAACAAGAGUCGAAACUCAAAAAUGCUUUAAAGGAGGCUUUGAGGGCUGAAGUCCAGCAUUUAAGGCUUAGUGUGGUAAAGUGUGGUGGGGAGGGCUACCUCGCGCACUGCAUGGCCCAGCAGCUUUCCAUCGAUCAACAGAUGUUCCAGCUGCAGCAUCCGCAUCACACACAGGUUAACCAUUCGACAUGGGAGCAACAUUUACUGCCACAGCUGCCUCAUCACAAUGGACUAGAGCCCCAGCAAGAGAAUGGUGAUGUUGCUCAGCAAGAGGCAAACACAUAGGUUGCUUAACUGCUAGCGUCAAUAGAAAGUGCAUUGGUGUCUCAACUCCAUUUGAAAUAAAGGUAGUGUGCAAUCGUAUAUAACCUUCUUCAAAUCUAUCAAUAUAUCAAUGUCGUCCAUUUGAUUAAAUUUAAGUCAUUUUUUAAUUUAUUAUGUUCAGAUGCAAUUAGAAAUUGAGAUUAA